Messenger RNA from Anthonomus grandis grandis, 6046 nucleotides. RefSeq lists its product as uncharacterized. Bases 141 to 5561 code for a protein of 1806 amino acids. The transcript is spliced from 16 exons. Gene Ontology annotation, biological process: positive regulation of actin filament bundle assembly. Lineage: Eukaryota; Metazoa; Arthropoda; Insecta; Coleoptera; Curculionidae. Gene Ontology annotation, molecular function: actin binding. Gene Ontology annotation, cellular component: nucleus; Z disc; actin cytoskeleton. The record is from RefSeq and is a predicted model, not a curated record.
AAAAGUUAUGUGCUGCACAUACGAUCGUUUCUGGGAAAUUUUAAGGCAUAUUUUACAAAUUGUCCUUUACGUGAUUGCCCAAAUGCUAGUGCUGUAUCUUUCGGGAUUUUCUUUGGGGUAUACUAGUUAAUUUUCGAAAAAUGCUUGAUGGAUUUUUUAAUUAUUUUUGGCUGGUCUUUUUUCGGUUUAUUUAUGCGCCUCAGCAAGCUUUAGAAGGAAAAUAUGUUAAAUCCUCUAUUGGGAUUAUCGCAGCUUAUAUUGUUUGGGAAACAUUUCAAAGAUCUAAAAGAAGAUCAAGCGUUCCAGACUUAGAUUUUCCAGUUAAUCCAGAAAUUAUGUCUUCUAAUAACACACAGGUAGCUGUCAAAGAAAGCGGAGUGGUCAGCACAGGAACCAACAGGCAAGAAGAAAGCGAAUCCGUAGAAGAAACAACAUUAACCGAGGUAACAAAGAAUCUAGGGGCAAACUCAAAAAUGCACCAGAAAACUGCAACUUUUGAGGGUCAAGAGAACACCUCGAUCAUAGAGGACAACCGGUCACAACAAACGGAAUCAUCAAAGAGCAUGUUACAGCAAGAGACCACCACCGUCACCGGAAACAAACAGUUUUUCAGAAAUCUGUUUCUUCUCUGGACUCUGAUACUCAGAGAUCGUCGUUUGGAGUCUUUGGAAAAACAAAAGAAACCUAACUAUUAUCAGCCAUUGCCAGUAGAAACUGCAAAGCCAUUUGAGCCACUAAAGCCUUUUGAGCCAUUGCAGCCAUUAGAGGUGCCAAAGUCGUUUGAGCUGACUAAACAAAUUGAAGCUCAAAGGCUAAACAAUGUUCAACGGGAGCCAUUGGCUAAAGAAAUUGAUAAUAUUUAUAAUAAUGCCCUUACGAAAGUUGAAGAAAUUAAUGGAGAUAGAGAAACAUUUCAUAAAAAAGAUAAUGUUUUACCAACUGUUCCUAAAGAAAAAGAUAAAAAGUCACAAAAGAUGGAAAUCCCAUCUCCUCUGGAUUAUAGAAAACUUGUAGAAGACCCUCUAGUUGAUUCAAAUAACAACGAAGCAUCUUCAACUUCCUGGAUUCCAGAGGGAUAUGUUCCUGUUGAACCACUGUCACCUCUUAACCUCCUGGAACUUCUUGAGCCCAAACUGGAACCUCCACUGCCUCCUCCACCUCCUCCCCAAAUCACUUUGACUAGCUCCAGUAAUGAUGAAAUUCCGAAGCUUUUAGAUGGUGGUGAUGACCGGGCAGAGAUCACGGGUGAAAACAUACGGAACUCUCUGAAGGAAAUAAUUCAAGAUCUGGAUAGUUAUGCUGAGAAGGAUAAGGAGCUGAGGAAGGAGGAUGGCGGUCUGGCGUUUAUGCAGCAAGAUAUUUUGCAGAAGAAUCAUUUUUCUAACGACCAGCUCGAUCAGAACAAAAGCUGGGUUUCCAGACUGUCCUUCACUGUUCCCACCAUUACGAAACCGCCUAAAUGUCGACCAAAAUCGUUACCACCCGAUAGUACUUUAAGCAAAUAUCGAUUCGAUCAGAUUAAUCAAGAAAUAACGCAGAGGUGUAGAGAUCAAGACGAUGAGCAGGAUGAAAAUGCCGCGCCAAAACAAAUCAACCUGGAAAAAAUCUUCACUCCAGCAGAUGGUGAACAAAUCCAGCCAAAGUCUACUAGAAAAAUGUUUGCCUCAUCGGCAUUCUACGAUAAAGGCUUCCAUCCGACCGUAGAAGACCAAGUGGAAUUGGCCAAGAGAAUUUCCAGUUCUUUGAGCGACAUCAGCAAUCAGAGUAGUAAAGGGUUGCAGAUGUACGUUAACAGGAAGAAGCGAUCUGUUAAGUGGGUGCACGAGGGAGAAGGUCGUGGUACUCUUAAUGGUACAGCAUCCAGCGAUGGCUCAGGUAAAAAAGACCCCCUUAAACUUGUUAUGAACCCAGCAGGUCAAGUCCAAGAUAUCAAUACAUUAAAGAAACAAGGUUACACCUUCGAAACCGCUCUAUCUCCAGAAGUUUGUUUGGAAAUCGUCAAAGGUCUCAAUUCACCCAAAGGAAAAGGUGCAGAAUUAUUUGCCAAACGACGCAAGCGCUCCGAGAAGUGGGUAGUUGGAGAAACCAACGGCAGUAGACCACCAUCCACUAUACCUGACGUUAUCUCUCCAUCACCAGUGCCUACUUUAUCACCUCUUGCUCCUCCUGUUAACGUGCCUCCUCCCAGUUACCUUCCAGAGACCCAGCAACGGUUAGCUCAUAAGGAGAAACUUGACGAAAUACAGGAAAAGUUUACUCGUCCACGUAUAAAACUGAUAAAAUCCCCCUGGGACGCUGCUCUGGAAACUGGAUCAGUCGAUACAGCUUUCCAGGUAGAACCUGCUUGGCCCACAAAGGGUAGCUACGUGGCACCAGCCGUGAAUUCAUACGAGGAAGCUCUGAAAUCUGACAACCUGGCUUCUUGGACUAUUCCCAAAUCCAAUGGGUAUGGUGACCAAAAGAUUUUUACUCACAACCCAGCCUACAACAGCGACAGCAUUAAUCGAAUCGUUGAGAAUCUCCAAAAAGGCUCUAGCAGCACCGAUGUUUACAAACCAGCACUUCCCCAGGCCUGGAACUCUGGACCAGUCAAGAAGCAAAAUUACAGUAGUAUAAAUGCAGCAUUAAAUAACAUCUUUGCAGCUCAAAUAGAAGAGAAACAUCCUCCCACCUCCCCAUUUCCUACUAUUCCUGAUGUCACUCAAGUUGAGACUUUAGGGUCUUCUAUGUCUGAGGUUAUUCGUUCUGUAACCCCGUCUUUUCUUGAAUCAAAACCUGAUCAUCAACAGGAAGCCAUCAAAGAAAUUGCUCGCAGAAGAGAAGAGCAUGCUCGAUCUCCCUUUCCUAUCAUACCAGAUGUGGUGCUGGAACCUGAAAUCGUUGAAAGGGAUAUCAAAGGGUUUCAAGAAAAUCGAAGUGUAUCUUCGUCUUUAAGAGCAUCCUCACCGUUUCCUGGGGUGCCAGAUAUAACGUUAAAUCCAGAGCUUCUGGAACAAGAUGUAGUCACAUUAAGGACUAGUCCUAUACCUUUUUCAGUGCAACCGUCUGUAGAUGAAAGUCUUUGUAAUGAAGAUUUUCCUCCACCUCCAGACUUUAUUGAUCUGCCUACAACUACUGCAGAAGAAGUUUCAGCCAAUAUACCUUUCCCAACUAUACCAAAUAUAUCCAAAUACCUAGCAGCAGAAAAGACCGAGUCCAAGCUCUUUAGACCUCUAGCCAGCAAACCUUAUGCCCCAAUCUUUUUAAAUGACCAAAAGUAUGAUAUAAAAUCACCUAAUACGAUCGUUGAUUCAAAACCUACUCAGCCUGAAUUCACUUACUCCUUAGGAGACCUUGAUUCAAAACUAUGUGAACGUAGCUUUACUAAAAACGAUGAUAACUCAAGGACAAUCCAGUCAGAACUAUUUCAAAGCCAUGGGCAUUUUAACGCCAGGGCCUUAUCACCAAUGAGAGUUUUCGUGCCGGAAGAACAUGAAACCCAAGAGGUGGAACAGGAGGAUGAAGACCAGAAGGUCCCAGACAACAAGACCAAAAUAAUCAUAAAAAAGACUGCUGUAGAGAAGAAUCCAGAACUCGAAGAACAUGCUCGAAAGUUAGCUAUCGAGAGUGAUAGGGAAAAAGCUGAAGUAAUGGUGUAUCAGCAGGGAUGCUUCAAUGAGCUAAAACACAUCCAAAAGACGUACAAUUUGGUUGACAAGUAUGCUAUAAGUGGGUUAAAGAAUGCCAAUGUUGAGUAUAAAGACCUCACUUUGCAGCAGGAGGAAGAAGAAAGGGAAGCAUUUGCUAUAUUAAAUAGUAUGAAAAAAACGAGAGAAGGUAUUCCUUCACAGGAGGAAACUACUUUUGAGGAAUAUAGUGAAACUGAACCAGAUCUCGAUAAAACUGAAGUUUCUCAGUCUUCUAAGUUAGGAAAGCCUGAGGUAAAGACUAUUAACGAAGUUAAAUUAACACACUUGGAAAGUAAUGAAUGUCAGACACUUGAAAAAGAUGUUCCAACUAAAUCAUCUGAGCCAAACGAGUCUUUACCUAAAGAUACAUCUCAACCGUUAGAACCUACGAUUGGAAAACCCUCUCUCAAAAAAUCCCCACCAAAAGACAACCUCACAUAUGAAGUUCAGCAAAAAAUCUGUAAGAAGCCUCCCGGUGCCAUCAUAGGAGCAAGACCCCUAUUUGGGGAACUCAAUAUUAACGAUGAAUUCCGAAAAGCGUUGGUAGGCAGGCAGAAGUCGAUGCUCCAAAGGCGAUAUAACCAAAAUGCUUCCAAAAAUGUCUCCCAAGUCAGGGAUCCCAAUAAAUCCCAGUUUGAGCAAACCGAACUGGAAACUAAAGAAGAAACAACUGAUAACAGUAAUUUAAAACAGACAGUCAAAACGAACGAGAAGGCUGAAGUUGAAAUAUUUAGGCCGAGCGCAAAUGAGGAGGUGGAAAAAAUAUUUUAUCAGCAAGAACGUGAAGUUGAUAUAGAUUUUCAGAUCGUACAGGAAGAGUAUAUUGAUCCACUCACUGGCGAAGUUUUGUAUCAACAACCCGCUGUUGGAUACAUUGCUGGAGGUCAAAUUCAACCCAGUUGUGAGCAACUAAGAAAUGGAAAGGAGAAACCCGAUGCUCAGUAUGCUCAGGUCAUAUCAAGUACCCAGCAACAACAACAGCUACUAAGUCAGCAACUCCAACAACAAAUAUCUUUCCAACACCAGCAACCUCAGCAGCUUUAUGCUCAGCCAAGGCCUCAACAAGAGUAUCAAAAGCCAAGUUAUCCCAGUGAUCAGAGUGCAGAUGAGGACUAUGUAAAAGUCCCUGUAAAAUCUCUUAUUAAAACUUUCGAACAGUCCAUAAUGCCCCCAAUGCAAUACAAGCAAAUCAGAGAUCCUUUACCUGAUGUGGUUGAAAAACUUACAAAAAGUAAAAGUCAAACUCAGAUACCUGAAGAGCCCAAGCUUCAACUCCCACCCUGCUCUAAUACUGACCAAAUGCUUAAAAAAGCCGAAAAAGAAUUUGACAAUUUGUACUAUGUGACUAGCUCCACCGUUCAAAACUCCAGCUUCUCCCAACCUGAUCCCAGCAAAUUCUACUCCUUGCAGCAAUCAGAAAACAGCUCAUUUUGCAGAUAUUCUUCCUCCCAAAUAUCCCAAACAUCAUCUCAAUUUUCUCAAGCUUGCAGCCAAGCGCAGCUUCAAACUGCUUCUACUUUUCAACCGAUAGAGAGCGCACGAGUGGCUUAUGAGUCAGGCUCUGCAACACUUCCAAGGUCCCAAUCGAAGCCACCACUAUCACCCAGCUACAAGCCAAACGUGGUGCCGCCAGUGUUUGUACCCCAAGAAAGCAACAGCCCUCUACCUAGUUUCUACCCCAGUCCGAAAUACAACGCUCACCAGACCGAUUCAAGUUACACCCCCACUCAUACUUACGACGACUCAUUCAUCUCCACCCCUUUGCCAGUUAAGAAAAUCAGCUUCGAUAAUUUCCAGAAUUAUAACACGGCCGCUAGAGGUUGGGGUCAGACCAAGGACGUAUAUAAACCGUUAACGUUUGACAAGCCAAGAUCGCCCUAUUCUGAUUUUUAAGUUGAGAAAACGUCAUUUCGACCAAUCCUUGAUGCGGGAUUGUUGGACCGAGAUGAAAAUCCGAGAAUACCGACGCUCGGACUAAUUAUGGAAUUCUGUUUGCCCUGCCAAUAUUAUUAUUGUCACUAACAUUAGUUUAUCUUAUUCGGUUAGAUGUCGUGGUUUUCAUUCAUAGUCCGAGUGCAGGUGGCAAAUAAACGACCUGUUGUAAGGUAGAUUUAAUUUAUGGUUGAUAUGUAUAUAAUGGUUUAUGUUAUUUAUUUAAGGCACUAACCAAAACUGUUAUGUAAGGAUAAAUGUAAUAUUCAUUAUAUUAUACUGAUUUUUCUCCAAUUUAUAUUAAAAGCUCUGUGUUUAGUUUUUUGAUGUUCUUAGAGUGUUUUGAAGUUGCUAUAUUCUUCCCCUCCACAACCACACACAUACUGUCGGCAGUUAUGUAUCGUUAUUCGUUGUUUUACGUUAAAAAUAAACUAAAGAAAAGACAA